AAGAGAAACCAUAAUCAUAUUUUGGGUUAAUUAAUUAAUGACGUCACAUUCAGAAUUUCAAAACAUACACACGUAAAUAAUUUAUAAAUAUGACAAACGCUUUGUGCCGGUAGAAAUAAACGGGACACAGAAGACAGUAUAAAUACCACAGACUGUGUAUUUAUACUUAAUGCAGUUUGUUAAAGAGGUAACAGGCUACAGAGAGAAAACACCUCUACUCUGGCAACUAAGAAUAUUUCCCCAAAUAUCAAACUUUUUGUUUAAAGCCUCUAUUAUUUCAAUUUAUAAUGUGUUUUAGUGCCUACAAUGGCAAAAAUAAACUAGAGAUGUUUGGUCCCUGAGAGUCUGGGAGCCAGGGACAGUUACAGACACCAUAUACUCCUCUUUGAUAUGAGAUGAACCAAGUGUGUAAGUGCUUUAAUUUCAGGUAAUGGAGAACAAACCAUGGGCGAUGCCACUGCGGAUAUGGCGAUGGGUCUGCUUCUGGCAUCGGCACGCAGGAUCGUUGAAGGUCACCAAAUGGUUGCAGACCCCAACAUUGCCUAUAUAGCGCAAAACCUGAUGGGAGUUGAAGUCACAGGGUCGACUCUGGGGAUUAUUGGAAUGGGACACAUUGGCUGCAAAAUUGCUCAAAGAGGCAAAGGAUUUGACAUGAAGAUCCUGUAUCACAACAGGAACAGGAGGAGUGUUGAAGAUGAGCAAGCGGUUGGUGCGAGUUACCGGGAGAACAUGGACGACCUGCUGAAAGAGUCUGACUUUGUCAUGCUGGCGGUCUACCUGACCCCAGAAACCACAGGCCUGAUCAGCCACAGAGAGCUGUCCCUCAUGAAACCCACAGCAACUCUGGUCAACAUCAGCAGAGGUCUGGUGGUGGACCAGGAUGCUUUAGUCAAAGCUUUGCAGUCUGGAACAAUUUGUGCGGCGGCAUUAGAUGUGACUCACCCUGAACCAUUACCAAGGGAUCAUCCUCUCCUUGGCCUUCCUAAUGUGCUAAUCACCCCCCACGUUGGCACCAACACUUACGCUACAACAAGAAAGAUGGUGCAGAAGAUGGCAGACAAUGCUUUGGCUGUACUGAAUGGACAAUCCAUUCCCAAUGAAGUCAAACCAAAAUGACUUCACUGAUGGUACCACAACUGUCUGUAGAUGGAAGUGUUUUCCUAAUGCAAGAAGAAGUACAGAUGAAGUUUUUACUUGUUUGUUUUGUCUGUCUAACAAUCUGCCAUAAUUACUGUGAUAAACAUUAUUUAUGUUACUAUUAACUACCUAAUGUAUACAUUUGCAAAUAUUUAAUAUCACGUUGCUCAAUUAAAAUCACACUGAAUGGAUAUGUUGCACCAUUGUCAUUAUCUGUUGUUGAUCAUUUGCAAGGCAAUAAAUGUUGUUGUUAUAGCAUGCAUUAUUACAUAAUUGUUUUACUUUUCAUUCAUAUUUUGGAUUUUAUGAUUACCUUCAAUUCAAACUGUAUGCUAGAGAUUCUAUUACUUUAUCUGUACGUAUACGUUUUGGCUAAAUUGAAUGCAGCGUUGCAUAAGUAUUUUUUUUUUUUCAGCGAUCUGUUCGAGCCAUUUCAAUCCGGUUUCCGUUCACAGCACAGCACUGAA
Molecule: messenger RNA, 1604 nt
Organism: Anarrhichthys ocellatus (wolf-eel)
Lineage: Eukaryota; Metazoa; Chordata; Actinopteri; Perciformes; Anarhichadidae
Product: probable 2-ketogluconate reductase
Exons: 5
Coding region: 445-1116 (223 amino acids)
Cellular component (GO): cytosol
Molecular function (GO): glyoxylate reductase (NADPH) activity; NAD binding; hydroxypyruvate reductase [NAD(P)H] activity
Source: RefSeq, a predicted model, not a curated record